AUGGAUUCACCAUCUAAAAGAGGAAUGCGUAGUUCAGGAGGAUCAUCUGCAGGUGGAUCUCAAAAUUCUAAUGCAGUCAAGUUCGCAAGGAGAACUUCCAGCGGCAAAUACGUUAGCCUAUCCAGAGACGAUCUUGAUAAUUCCGGUGAACAAUCUGGAGAAUACAUGAAUUAUACAGUCCACCUCCCUCCGACUCCGGACAAUCAGCCUAUGGAAAACUCCAUUGCGGCUAAGGCGGAGGAACAGUACGUCUCUAAUUCUCUGUUUACCGGUGGAUUCAACAGCGUCACGCGAGCGCAUCUAAUGGAUAAGGUCAUCGAUUCGGAGGUCUCUCAUCCUCAAAUGGCCGGAUCUAGAGGAUCUGCUUGUCGAAUGCCUAAUUGCGAUGGGAAGAUCAUGAAGGACGAGAGAGGAAACGACAUUAUUCCUUGCGAAUGCAGAUUUAAAAUAUGUCGAGAUUGUUAUAUGGAUGCAUUGAAAGACUAUGGACUUUGUCCUGGUUGCAAAGAACCAUACAGGGUCAGCGAAUUAGACGACGAAGCUGAUUUCUCCGGCCGAGCAUUAGCUUUGCAAGCAGCAGACCACGAUCAUGCUAAAGUAGGAGGUAAUCCUAACAGUUCUAAUAUGUCAGUGGCGAAGAGAAACCAAACAGGGGAAUUCGAUCAUAACAAAUGGCUGUUCGAAUCAAAAGGAACUUAUGGCUACGGUAAUGCAUACUGGCCACCAGACGACCCUAAUGGAGACGAUAACGAAGAAGAUGGUCUCCAUGGAGGAAUGGUUGAACCAAAUGAUAGACCAUGGAAGCCCUUAAGUAGAAGAAUAGCAAUCCCGCCUGAAAUCAUAAAUCCUUACAGACUAUUAAUCGUAAUUCGUUUCAUCGUGCUUGCAUUCUUCUUAACAUGGAGGGUACAACAUCCAAACGAAGAAGCAAUGUGGCUAUGGUUCUUGUCAGUCAUGUGUGAGCUUUGGUUUGGUUUUUCAUGGAUACUUGAUCAGAUCCCUAAACUUAACCCUGUCAAUCGCUCAACCGAUCUCCAAGUCUUACGUGAGAAAUUCGAUAUGCCGUCUCCAACAAAUCCAACCGGCCGUUCAGAUCUCCCAGGAAUCGAUCUAUUCGUAUCAACCGCAGAUCCAGAUAAGGAACCGCCAUUAACAACAGCAAAUACAAUCCUAUCAAUCCUGGCAGUUGAUUACCCUGUAGAGAAAGUCACUUGCUAUGUGUCCGACGAUGGGGGCGCCUUACUAACAUUCGAAGCCAUGGCCGAAGCUUGUAGUUUCGCAGACCUAUGGGUACCUUUCUGCCGUAAGCAUGAUAUCGAACCAAGGAAUCCAGAUAGUUAUUUCGCCCAGAAAGGAGAUCCAACCAAGAACAAGAAGAGAUCCGAUUUCGUGAAAGACAGAAGAAGAGUAAAGCGAGAGUAUGACGAAUUCAAAAUUCGAACGAACAGCCUGGGCGAUUCAAUCCGGAGAAGAUCAGACGCAUUUCACGCUAGAGAAGAGAUGAAAAUGCUUAAGAACAUAAAAGAAAGCAAAGGUGAUCCAAUAGAACCUAUAAGAGUGGCAAAGGCAACAUGGAUGGCAGAUGGAAGUCACUGGCCUGGAACCUGGGCAGUACCUUCCCGCGACCAUUCUAAAGGCGACCACGCCGGAAUUCUUCAGGUAAUGCUAAAACCACCUAGCCCUGACCCUUUAAUGGGUCCUUCCGACGAAGAGAAGAUGAUAGAUUUCUCGGAUGUUGACAUUCGUCUUCCCAUGUUCGUUUACGUUUCGAGAGAAAAACGUCCUGGGUAUGACCAUAACAAGAAAGCGGGAGCCAUGAAUGCAUUAGUUCGAGCCUCUGCUGUAUUGUCGAACGGGCCUUUCAUACUGAACUUGGAUUGUGAUCAUUACAUCUACAACUGUCAGGCUAUUAGGGAAGGGAUGUGUUUUAUGAUGGAUAGAGGAGGGGAAGACAUUUGUUAUAUUCAAUUCCCACAACGUUUUGAAGGAAUCGAUCCUUCCGAUCGGUAUGCUAAUCAUAAUACCGUGUUCUUCGAUGGAAACAUGCGUGCACUCGACGGCGUUCAAGGUCCUGUUUAUGUGGGAACAGGGACAAUGUUUAGGAGAUUUGCAUUAUAUGGAUUCGAACCACCAAACCCAGAUAAGGAUAAGCCGUUAGGUAAUAAGAACAACAAAAUGGAGAAAGAUGGUCACGAAGAUGAAUCAAAUGAAAUCACAGCUGCAGAUUUUGAUCCAGACUUAGAUAAGAACUUAUUGCCAAAGCGUUUCGGUAAUUCAACGUUGCUAUCUGAGUCAAUCGUGGUAGCCGAAUUUCAAGGCCGGCCGCUGGCUGAUCAUCCCGCAGUCAAGUUUGGACGGCCGCCGGGUGUUCUUAGAGUACCUCGCGAACCUCUCGAUGCUGCCACCGUCGCUGAAGGUGUCUCCGUCAUAUCUUGCUGGUACGAGGACAAAACGGAAUGGGGAGAUCGUGUUGGGUGGAUUUAUGGGUCGGUGACAGAAGAUGUGGUAACGGGUUACCGAAUGCACAACCGUGGAUGGAGAUCGAUAUACUGCAUAACAAAGCGAGAUUCUUUCAGAGGAUCCGCUCCAAUAAACUUAACCGAUCGUCUCCAUCAAGUUCUCCGAUGGGCAACCGGGUCAGUGGAGAUCUUCUUCUCAAGAAACAACGCAAUUCUAGCGACAAAAAAACUGAAGCUUCUCCAAAGGCUAGCAUAUCUGAACGUGGGAAUCUAUCCCUUCACCUCAUUAUUCCUAAUCGUAUACUGCUUCAUUCCAGCUCUAUCUCUAUUCUCCGGGUUUUUCAUCGUCCAAACACUAGACGUUGCGUUCUUAGUAUACCUCCUAACAAUAACCCUAUGCCUAAUGGGUUUAGCCAUUCUAGAAGUGAAAUGGUCAGGAAUUGCAUUAGAGCAUUGGUGGAGAAACGAACAAUGGUGGCUGACUUCAGGUACCAGCGCUCAUUUAGCAGCGGUUGUACAAGGUUUACUUAAAGUGAUAGCCGGAAUAGAAAUAUCGUUCACGUUAACCGCCAAGGCUUCAGGAGAUGAAAACGAGGAUAUAUACGCGGAACUGUAUUUAGUGAAAUGGACGUCGUUGAUGAUUCCUCCGAUAGUGAUAGCAAUGAUAAACAUAAUCGCGAUUGUGUUUGCGUUCGCGAGGACGAUAUACAAUCCGAAUCCGGAUUGGAGUAAGUUUAUUGGAGGUGGGUUUUUUAGUUUGUGGGUUUUGGUUCAUCUUUAUCCAUUUGCUAAAGGGUUAAUGGGAAGAAGAGGGAAAACACCGACGAUUGUGUUUGUUUGGUCGGGUUUGAUUGCGAUUACACUUUCUCUUCUUUGGGUUUCAAUUUAUCCACAAUCGGUUGCUGCUGUUCAACAAACUGGAGGUGGUGGUAAUGGUUUUACUUUUCCUUAA
This is a messenger RNA of Impatiens glandulifera, 3411 nucleotides long. RefSeq names its product cellulose synthase-like protein D4. Lineage: Eukaryota; Viridiplantae; Streptophyta; Magnoliopsida; Ericales; Balsaminaceae. The transcript is spliced from 4 exons. The record is from RefSeq and is a predicted model, not a curated record. Gene Ontology annotation, molecular function: cellulose synthase (UDP-forming) activity; mannan synthase activity. The coding region runs from base 1 to 3411 and encodes 1136 amino acids. Gene Ontology annotation, cellular component: plasma membrane; trans-Golgi network. Gene Ontology annotation, biological process: cellulose biosynthetic process; plant-type primary cell wall biogenesis.